AGACGAAGAUGAAGACAGAGCUCUUCCUCGUCGUCGUAGCGCUGGUCUGCGCCGCCGCCAACCCGCUGAGCAAGGCAGCGCAGAGGAACAAGCUGCUGCUGAUCUCCUUCGACGGCUUCCGGUGGGACUACGACCAGGACGUGGACACGCCACACCUGGACCAGCUGCUGGAGGACGGGGUCAAGGCCAAGUACAUGACCCCCCCAAUGCUCACCAUGACGUCCCCGUCCCACAUCACCACCGUCACCGGCAGAUGGGUGGAGGAUCACGAAGUUGUCCACAACAUGAUGUUCAACGCCAAGACGAACCAAAAAGUUCCUCACAAACAGACUCUGACCAGAUCGGAGUGGUGGGACAACGGAGUUCUGCCGUUAUGGAUCACAGCUCAGAACCAGGGUCUGAAAACUGCUUCCUUCUAUUACCCUGGGGGCGGGGCUAACUACAGUGGCCAGGUGGUCGACCGGGUUAUCGUGGAGGAACCGGGUCACCCGGACGACAACGAGACCGAAUGGCGUCAAAACAUCAACACCGUGAUGCGCUGGUUCUCUGAAGAAGACUUCCACCUGGUGACGCUGUACUAUGGCGAGCCAGACAACGUGGGCCACGCCAAGGGGCCGGACCACCCGGACAGGAAGAGCAUCAUCCGCCAGAUCGACCGCACUAUCGGCUACUUGAGGGAGGCCAUUGGCCGCCAUCACCUGAACAACAGCCUGAACGUCAUCAUUACCUCUGACCACGGCAUGACCACUGUGAAGAAGCGACCGCAGGUGGACGAGAUCAUACUCAACAAGUACCUGAACCUACUGAAGCUCGCCAGCUUUGAGAUCCUGGACUACGGCGGGUUCGGCAUCCUGACGCCGCGGCCCGGGAAGGAGCAGGAAGUGUUCAACGCUCUGUCCAACGCGCCCAAUCUGACGGUCUACAAGAAAGACGAGCUUCCCGAGAGCUUCCAUCUCGCCAGAAGCGAGCGGCUGCCUCCCAUCGUGGUCGUCGCAGAUCUGGGAUUCAACCUGAACUCUAGAUUCAUCGUCUAUGUGAACAAAGGCGACCACGGCUACCACAGCGGAGAGAUGGACAUGAAGACCAUCUUCAGGGCCUUCGGACCCGACUUCAAGAAGAACUUCCUGUCUGAGCCGUUUGACAGCGUCCACGUUUACCCUCUGAUGUGCAAAGUGCUGCAGAUCGACCCGGCGCCGCACAACGGCUCUCUGGCCGUCACCGAGAAGCUGCUGCUGCCCGGAGGUGGAUCACAGAGAUCUGGACUGUCUGUCGUUCUGCUGCUGUCGAUGCUGCUCUUCAUGUUUACUGAGCUGUAACAGAUCCAGGAUCAGGUCUGCAGGGC
Molecule: messenger RNA, 1342 nt
Organism: Cyclopterus lumpus (lumpfish)
Lineage: Eukaryota; Metazoa; Chordata; Actinopteri; Perciformes; Cyclopteridae
Exons: 5
Coding region: 9-1316 (435 amino acids)
Source: RefSeq, a predicted model, not a curated record